AUGCUUCGGCGGCUACGGACACUAGGUUUGCUUCUGCUGCUGCUGGUGGUGUGGUUCCCCGUCAGAGCAGAGGCGAAUCGGAGUUGUAUUCGGCCCAAUGGCGACCCGGGACGGUGUGUGGCCGCGGCGGACUGUAAAGAGAUCGACAGCCUGCUACGACAGACCGUGCUGUACCCGGCCCAGCUAGAGCUGAUAACAUCCGUCAGUAAGGCGUGUGAAGGGAGUUCCCCUACUGAUGAUUCCUAUUGCUGCACCGCAGCACCGCUUGGGACAACAGCGGCACCAACAAGAAGACCCACCAGAAGGAGGACAAUCCCAUCGAGGGCUACGACAACGAGAAGGAGAACAACAGCCACAACUCCAUCGACUACUACUACCACGACGGUGGCACCGACUACGAAAACAACACGCGUUCUCCCGGGUCCUGGUCAGUUCAUGAGGCUGCUACCGGAACGCUGCGGGGAACGGACACCCUCAAAUCACAUCAUCAGCUCACAGGAAGAUGACGAUCACACGUACAAGUGGGCCGUGUUUGUGAGGAUUCAAAAGGACCCAACGCGAAACGUGACACGCUGCACCGGGACACUGAUCACCCAGUUGUACGUCCUGACGGCGGCCCACUGUAUGUAUCACCUGGAGCCGGAACAUGUCACCCUGUACCUGGGUUUGUUCGAUUUGCGCGAAUUGGGCGAUUGUAUGAGGAGUGGCCAGUGUCAAGAGCGCCGAACCACCGAGCUGGUGACCCACGAGGCGUACACGACACGGUACAAUCUGAACGAUAUAUCGCUUCUCCGGAUGGACCGGCCGGUGGAAAACUCGGAUUACAUUCAACCCAUUUGCCUGCCGUUGAAUCACACGUACGAUGAGGCCAUUCAGUCGCAGGUAUUUUCGUAUGGCUGGGGAUCAACUAGCACCGAUGGCCGUGAUGGAGAGAUGAGUGACACCAAGCGGAUGGUGGGCCUGUACGUUGUCUCGCGGGACAAUUGCUCGCAGGCCCUGCGGCAGCAUCUGCAAGGUGGACAGAUUCCCGCGAGCCAACUGUGCACGGUGGGCGAUGGUCUGGAGGACGUGUGCAGCGGUGACUCCGGGGCACCGAUCAUCGAGCUGCGCCACCCGCGAUACUACAUAGCCGGGGUGGUCAGUUAUGGGCCAAAGUGUGGCAUGAAGCGGGCGCCGGGAGUUUCGACCCGCAUUUCGGAAUACGUCGAUUGGAUACUGACCAGCCUGAAGGAGUAGCUGGAUCCACCAGCGAAGGACCCUCACCGAUAUCGAGAAAUCUUAAUUCCGUAUCCAAAUAAAAUAACUCCCG
Messenger RNA from Anopheles cruzii, 1309 nucleotides. RefSeq names its product serine protease 7-like. Gene Ontology annotation, biological process: proteolysis. Bases 1 to 1236 code for a protein of 411 amino acids. The transcript has 4 exons. The record is from RefSeq and is a predicted model, not a curated record. Gene Ontology annotation, molecular function: serine-type endopeptidase activity. NCBI's taxonomy places the organism in Eukaryota, Metazoa, Arthropoda, Insecta, Diptera, Culicidae.